UCAAAAUAUAUCUAAUAUUUCACUAAAAAUCUUCUCUCUCUCCCCCCCCCCCCCCGCCAAUACGAUCUUUCUUCAACUUUUGAAACAUCAAAUUAAAUAAUCAUCCUUUUCAUACUUGAACCACACUGCACUGCUCUUCUCUCGUCUGUUACAUUUCCAGUCUUCCAGACCAGACAGCAAAGAGGCGUGUUCUACAGGAGACCAUUUCUUCGAUUGCAUCCAUGAGAUCACAUCUCUGGCUUUGCCUAGGAUGACUCAGUCUGCAUACCGAGUUGAAACCAUUGCUCGUCUCGCUCAGUGGAGGAUAGAUGAUCUUCCCUCUUGCACUUACCGCAAGUCCGAUGCUUUCAAGAUCGGCUACUGGAACUGGCAUUUGACGGUGGAGAAGAACAGAGUGCUGUAUGUUAAACUAUACCCAGAAUUCUCAAAUCUAACGAAAGAGAAUCCCCCCAUUGCAUCCUUCAUAAUCCAGGUUGUCUGCUCAGAUGGAGAUCGAAAAUCUUCCACUCAUCCAGAAAUAACAGACAAGCAGCUGAAGAACAACGACGAUUUCAUCUGGCCGAUUGAGGCUCCUUUGACAGGGAAAUACAUUAUCAACGUCGAAUUUCUCGAUCUCAAGACUGCAUCUUCGAAAGGUGGGGAGCCUUGCUCCAUUUGGACUGAAGGGUUCACACAAAAUCAAACAAAUGCAGUAGUUCUUGCAUGUCUCGAUCGGAUGUUAACUCAAGGCAUCCAUACAGAUAUCGUUAUUAAUGCUUCAAAUGGAAGCAUCGGAGCCCAUCGUGCUGUUCUUUCUGCACGAUCGCCAGUUUUCCACAGCAUGUUUUCGCAUAACCUUCAAGAAAAAGAACUCUCAACCAUAAACAUAUCCGACAUGUCGAUCGAAGCUUGUCAGGCUUUCCUAUGUUUCAUUUAUGGAAACGACAAACAUGAAGAGUUUCUGCCCCACCGGCUGGCACUUCUCCGGGCAGCUGAUAAGUAUGAUAUCUCGGAUUUGAAAGAGGCGUGCCACGAGAGUCUGCUAGAAGAUAUUGAUACAAAGAAUAUCCUCGAGAGACUCCAAACUGCAGUUUUAUACAAACUUCCAAAACUUAAAUCUAGUUGCUUGCAAUAUCUUGUGAAAUUCGGCAAGAUAUAUGAUAUUCGAGAUGAUUUUAAAGCUUUCAUGCAAUUUGCAGAAAGGGAGCUGAUAGUUGAUAUAUUCAAUGAAGUUCUAAAUACCUGGAAUGGAUUCCAAGAUUCCACCAAUGGUAAACAACAAAGUUAAGUGUGUUUAAGUCGGUGGUACUCAUAGCAUCCACGAAAAUUACAGCGAGCAGGAUCAUAUUUGUAAAGAUGAUUCUUUUGUUCAUAGGGAAUUCGUGUGUCCAUGUACAUAUACAUAUAUGGAAUUCAUGUGCACACAUGUAAUGUAUUGGUUUCCUUUGACAAGAACAUGCUAUCCUUGUAAUCAAAAUUGAAGGAAUGCAACAUGAUUUGGCAGUAAAUUUUUGGA
Molecule: messenger RNA, 1495 nt
Organism: Hibiscus syriacus
Lineage: Eukaryota; Viridiplantae; Streptophyta; Magnoliopsida; Malvales; Malvaceae
Product: BTB/POZ domain-containing protein At1g55760-like
Exons: 5
Coding region: 251-1267 (338 amino acids)
Molecular function (GO): protein binding
Source: RefSeq, a predicted model, not a curated record